GUAAGGCACCAUGAGUGUGUAGAAAGCAGCGAUUGAUCCUAAUAGCAAAUCGUAACCGUAAUGCUUCAGAAAAUUCGUAGAUUGACCUUUGGAAGCCAUUGUUUUCGUUUUCGGUGUGUUGCAAAGGGAGUUCAGAAUUUGAACACUACAAACAAAGACAUUGAUUGGGCUUUUAUUUACGAGGCCCAUUGGGCCCUUCUCAAUUAUCUCGAGAACUAAAAACUCCUCUUCGUUCGGCCUUAGGAAGCUAAACUUUGUUUCCCACCGUCGCCGGAGCUUCAUACACCAUCACCACCGUGAGCACCACCGCUUCAAACCGCAACAAAAGAAGCACUGUCACUUCAACCUUUUUCCUUCUCACUUCGAUUCCUUCAUUCACUGCUAAACAAAUUGGGAGAAUAAAAGAGAAUGGAGAAGAGAGAAGAUUGGAGAUCAAUUCUACCAUAUUUACCCGUGGUGAUGCGUUCUCCUUCUCUAUUUUGGCCGUCCCAAGCGGUGGAAACUCUCAGAGAAAUCGGAAGUGGCCGAGUCGACUCGGGCCGCCUCUUAUACAUCGCCAUUACCGAGCUCAGGAACUCUCUUUCUCUAUCUUCCGAACCUUUAGCUCCUUCUGCUGCACAUGGAUAUGCCCUCUUCUUUGACGAGUUGAUCUCUAGAGAGGAAUGUAGGAAGUGGUUUGAAGAGGUGCUUCCAGCAUUGGGAGAUUUGCUUUUGAGGUUGCCAUCUUUGUUGGAAGCACACUAUGAAAAUGCGGAUAUGGUUAUUGAUGGAGAGGGAGCCACCAUCAGAACUGGUCUUCGCAUGCUGGAUUCGCAGGAACCUGGGAUAGUGUUUCUUACCCAGGAGUUGAUUGCUGCUCUUCUUGUAUGCUCAUUUUUAUGUCUAUUCCCAGUCCAUGACAGAUAUGAGAAACAACUUCAACCAGUUAACUUUGAUGAGUUGUUUGCGAGUGUCUAUGAUGAUUACAGUCAAAAACAAGAAAAUAAGAUUUGGUGCAUCAUUCACUAUUUUCAAAGGAUAGCCUCUGAUAUGCCUAAGGGUGUUGUCUCAUUUGAGCGAAAAGUACUUGCCUGGGAAGAUGAUUCAGUUCACGUUUCUUACCCUGAUACUAACUUUUGGAGCACUUCUGUUAUACCACUAUGUAGAUUUGAGGUUCAAAGUUCAGGACUAAUAGAAGAUCACUCAAGUGAAGCUGUCGAAGUGGACUUUGCGAAUGAAUAUCUUGGUGGUGGUGCUCUUCGUAGGGGUUGUGUACAGGAGGAAAUUCGUUUCAUGAUCAGUCCAGAAUUAAUUGUUGGCAUGCUUUUCUUGCCGUCCAUGGCGGAUAAUGAGGCUAUAGAUAUUGUUGGUGUGGAAAGGUUCUCGAGUUAUAAAGGAUACGCAUCAUCAUUUCGAUUUUCUGGGGAUUAUGUGGAUGAGAAGGCUUUAGACGCCCUUGGAAGACGUAAGACUAGGAUUGUUGCAAUCGAUGCAUUAUGUGGCCCAGGGAUGAGGCAAUACAGGGAAAAAUAUCUCCUCCGUGAGAUCAACAAGGCAUUUUGUGGUUUUCUGCAGCAAUCUACAUGUCAACAGUAUCAGAAAAUUCCACAUGAGAACUUUGAUGCUGCCCGUGCCACCUCAACAUCUAUGGAAACAAGUGAAGUACCAAAUUCAUAUGAAGAAAUCAGAAAUUCUCAAAAUGAUUAUGAUAUGAUGGAGAAGAACAAUGAUAUUGGGGUUGUGACUGGAAAUUGGGGGUGUGGCGCCUUUGGAGGAGAUCCUGAAGUAAAGACCAUAAUUCAGUGGCUUGCAGCUUCUCAGGCUCAAAGACCUUUCAUAGCAUACUACACAUUUGGCUUGGACGCAUUGCACAACCUAGACAAGGCUGUGUGUUGGAUUUUGUCGCAGAUAUGGACAGUUGGAGACCUAUGGAGCAUGCUAGUUGAGUACUCAAAAAAUAGGUCAAAAGGAGAAACUAAUGUCGGUUUCCUCCAAUGGCUCCUACCAUCAAUAUAUGAUCAUGGUUAUAUGAUGGAGUAAUUAGCUAAAUACGCCUUGUUCUGUUGUUUGUCUUUCACUUUUGACAAUGUGUUAUCUUUGAAGAAAAUUUGGUCAUUACAAGGAAAACAGUAGUGAAAUGGUUAAUAUUGUUUUAAACCUGUAUAUACCUUGUAUAGUUUGAUUUUGAAGCUAUAGAAGUUCUAUUAUUCUUUCAUAA
Messenger RNA from Cicer arietinum (chickpea), 2197 nucleotides. Its product is annotated as poly(ADP-ribose) glycohydrolase 1-like. Gene Ontology annotation, cellular component: nucleus; cytoplasm. Lineage: Eukaryota; Viridiplantae; Streptophyta; Magnoliopsida; Fabales; Fabaceae. Gene Ontology annotation, molecular function: poly(ADP-ribose) glycohydrolase activity. The record is from RefSeq and is a predicted model, not a curated record. Gene Ontology annotation, biological process: regulation of DNA repair; carbohydrate metabolic process; nucleotide-sugar metabolic process.